This is a messenger RNA of Belonocnema kinseyi, 11344 nucleotides long. It is a transcript of the gene LanA, whose product is annotated as laminin subunit alpha. Gene Ontology annotation, molecular function: signaling receptor binding. Gene Ontology annotation, biological process: cell adhesion; regulation of embryonic development; regulation of cell adhesion. The record is from RefSeq and is a predicted model, not a curated record. The coding region runs from base 168 to 11219 and encodes 3683 amino acids. The transcript is spliced from 28 exons. NCBI's taxonomy places the organism in Eukaryota, Metazoa, Arthropoda, Insecta, Hymenoptera, Cynipidae.
UUGAUACAUGCAACAAAGAAGUUGGCCGCCUUACAAAAAACCCGCCAAAUCUAUAAUUUAUAUUUUUAUUUAGUUUUUAAUGCUAAUUAAGAUUUUAAUGGCAAAGUCGUAAACGUCGAGAUUUAAUUGAUUCUCCCCAGUGCGUGGAACUCUUCACCGGCAUCGCCAUGUGGUGGUGGUGUCUGGUUACCUUUUUCCCUUUGCUUUUCCAUCAUGCUAAUGCGGAAAUUCUUACGCCACCGUACUUCAAUUUAGCUGAAGGCAAAGAAAUCAUCGCAUCUGCAACAUGCGGUGUGAACACUACAGGACCAGAACUCUAUUGCAAGUUAGUCGGCGCGAAUGCUGAUCAGGACGAAAAUAUUAAUCUUAUUCAAGGCCAGGUUUGUGAUUAUUGUGACCCAAAUGUGCCCGAAAAAAGUCACCCUCCAGAGCUUGCAGUUGAUGGUAUGGAAACUUGGUGGCAGUCACCGCCACUUUCCAGGGGGAUGAAAUACAACGAGGUGAACCUGACCAUCAAUCUCGGACAGGAAUUCCAUGUGGCAUAUGUCUACGUUCGGAUGGGAAAUUCACCUCGACCAGGUGUUUGGGUUUUGGAAAAAUCAAAAGAUUAUGGAAAAACGUGGUCGCCUUGGCAAUACUUUUCGGAUUCUGAGAGCGAUUGCGUCACUUAUUUUGGUGUUGAUAGUCACACUCCCAUUACAAGAGACGACAGUGUAAUUUGCACGACUGAAUAUUCAAAAAUUGUCCCACUCGAAGGAGGAGAGAUUCCAAUUUCGAUUUUGAAUAAUAGACCUUCUGCUAAACACUAUUUCAAUUCAACUUUACUUCAAGAAUGGACGAGAGCCACCAAUGUGCGAUUCCGGUUCCUGAGAACCAAGAAUUUGCUUGGGCAUCUUAUGUCUGUUGCUCGGCAAGAUCCAACCGUCACUAGAAGGUAUUUUUAUUCGAUCAAAGACAUCAGUAUUGGUGGAAGAUGUAUGUGUAAUGGACAUGCUGAUACUUGCGAUAUCCAGGAUCCAAAUAUGCCCAAGAAAUUGGUCUGCAGGUGUCAACAUAACACUUGUGGAGCCCAAUGUGCAAGUUGUUGUAAAGGUUUUGCACAGAAGAAAUGGAGACAGUCAACUGGGCUCUCGAAAUUCGUUUGUGAACCUUGUAACUGUUUCGGCCACACGGACGAGUGUGAUUACGAUUCUGAAAUUGACGAGAAGCAUUUAUCUCUGGACAUCCAUGGCAACUACGAAGGUGGUGGAGUUUGUAAAAAUUGUAGGCACAACACUGAAGGUAUCAAUUGUAAUCGUUGUAAGGAGAAAUUCUACAGACCAGCAAACAAAUCUUGGAAUAACACUGACGUGUGUCAACCUUGUGACUGCAACGACAUCUUCUUCACUGGAAACUGUGCUGAAUCGACUGGAAAAUGCGAAUGUAAAGCUGAAUAUCAAUCGCCUAAUUGUGAUGCUUGUAGUUAUGGAUACUUUGGUUAUCCAAAUUGUAGACCUUGUGAAUGUCAUCUGAAAGGAACUGAGGGUUACCAUUGUGAAGCAAUCGAAGGCUCUUGUCCUUGUAAAAACAAUUAUGCUGGUCACUAUUGUAAUCUUUGUGCUGAAGAAUAUUAUAAUUUCCCAGAAUGUUUAGCCUGCAACUGUAAUCCUUUGGGCUCUCUCAGCAAAGUUUGUGAUCCCUUCUCCGGAAAUUGCACAUGCAAUAACAACUAUGGUGGAAGAACUUGUGAUAUUUGCGAAGAUGGCUACUACAACUAUCCCUCAUGUACCUAUUGUAACUGCGACAAUCGUGGAACUGAACCAGGAGUUUGCGACAAAACUGAUGGAAGCUGCCUAUGUAAGGAAGGUUAUGGUGGAGAAAGGUGUGACCGUUGUAUCACUGGCUACUAUGGAUAUCCAAAUUGCAAACCUUGCAAUUGUAGCACCAUUGGUUCAUCAUCUAUGAGUUGUGAUGGCACUGGAAAAUGCUCUUGCCUUGCGAACUUUGCCGGAAAGACUUGUGAUCAGUGUAGUCCGGGAUAUUAUCAAUACCCUGAUUGCAUACAUUGUGGUUGCGACAGUCACGGAUCCAUUGGUGUCUCUUGUGACAGGGAAGGCAAAUGUCAGUGCAAUGAAAACUUUGAUGGUCCCCAGUGUAAUCAGUGUAAAGAAGGAUUCUACAACUUCCCAACAUGCGAGGGUUGUAAUUGUGACCCUGCUGGUAUCGUCGAAACCUUCAAAGGCUGUGGAUCUUUACCAGCUGGUGAGCUGUGUCAGUGCAAAGAACGUGUCGAAGGAAGAAUUUGCAACCAGUGCAAACCGCUCUUCUGGAAUUUACAGCCCAGCAAUCCAGACGGUUGCGAAAAUUGUGAAUGCAACAUCCCUGGUGUUAUUGGAAACAUCGGAGAAUGUGAUUCAAAAACAGGACAGUGUAUUUGCAAACCUCGCGUCACCGAGAGAAGUUGUUCAAGAUGUAUUGAUGGCACCUACAAUCUGCAAGAAAUGAAUCUCUUUGGAUGCUCUGAUUGUGCUUGUGACAUCGGUGGUUCUAUCAGUUCCAUCUGUGACAAAGAAACAGGCCAGUGUCCUUGCCAAGCUAGAGUAACAGGCCUGACUUGCAAAGAGCCACUGAAGACUCACUACUUCCCCACUUUGCAUCAGUUCCAAUACGAAGCUGAAAAUGGAGCAACACCCUCCAGCAGCCCAGUUCGUUACGGAUUUUCUGAGGAAGUAUUCCCCGGAUACAGCUGGAAAGGAUACGCCGUUUUUAGCCAGAUACAAGAUGAGAUCAUUCACUACAUUCACAUUCACAAAUCCUCUCUAUACCGCAUGGUUCUUCGAUACAUCAAUCCUAAUAACGAAGCUAUCCUCGGAAAGAUCACCAUCACUCCGGACAAUCCAUCAGAGAUCGAGCAGGAAUUCCUGGUGCAACUAAAACCAACAACGAAUCCAUCUUUCGUAACAGUCGCAGGACCUCAAGGCCUAUUCCCAUCGUCAAUGGUCAUGGACCCUGGACAGUGGACCAUCAGAAUUUCAACCAAGAAGAGUCUCUUUCUUGAUUAUUUCGUUCUUCUUCCUCAAGAGUACUACGAAGCUACCAUCUUGACCCAAGACGUCAACAUCCCUUGUGAAAUUGGAAACAAAGGUCUCUGCCGGCACUAUGGUUAUCCAAACACGACUCUCUUUAAUUCGGUUCGUGGAGCUGGUGGAUUCGUCAGUAAGGACGAUGUUAGGAAUCCAAUUUCUGAAUUUCUGACUGACAGAGAAACUCUAGAAGAAAUUGGACAAGAUAAUCUUCCUUUGAUCAACAAUAACCAAAACGAGCUUCACUUCGAGUUGACGAUUACGAAGCCUGGUCCUCAUGUCUUGAUUAUUACUUAUGUCACCACUUGGGAUGAAGAUCUAACCUCUACUAUUUUUAUUGACGCUAAUACAGACCGUAAAGGAAAAGCAAUUCUCAACCCUUGCAAAUAUACCAGUAUCUGUCGACAAGUUGUCACUGAUUCCUCUGGAAAAGUAUCAGUGAUGCACUUUCCUUCGAAUUACGUUCCUCUCGUUCUUACUGGAGAACCAAAUUCUAACGUAGCUGUUGAAUCCAUUGUUGCAAUUCCUUAUAAGGAAUGGUCUCUCGAUUACAUCAAGCCCAAAUCCGCCUGUGUCCGAAAGAAUGGAAAGUGCGUUCAAGGAAGCUUCCCUGGCGCAGCAGACGCGAAGAAAAUCGAAUUCGAGACAGAGCAAAACCCUGGAUCUACUCCUUCAGGAAUCUUCGAUAAAAAUUCGAAGCUCAUCUACCUUUAUGGGGACAACGCCAUGGCUGAUAUUCAUGCAAAGGUUCCAUACCCUGGUCAUUACAUCUUCGUUGUCCAGUACUACCAACCCGAUUAUCCAGAAUUUGAACUGGGAGUUCUCGUCCAGAAUGGAAGGUACUAUGAAGCCAAUGUCCCGGUUUCUCACUGUCCAAGUAGCAGUGGUUGCAGAAGCAUCAUUCGUCAAAACGAUGGAGAAACUAGGUUCCUCCUGGAGGAAAAUGUCUCGAUCAAUUUUAACGAAGGUACCGGAAAAGGCAUCUGGCUGGACUACAUCCUUGUCAUCCCAGCGGAUCAGUACAAUGAAAACAUUCUUCAGAAGUUGCAGUUUGAUCAAACAAAGGAAUUUAUCAAGAAAUGUGGAAACAAUCACUUCUACGUGAAUGUUACCGAAGAAGGACUUUGUCGGGAUGCCAUUUUCUCUCUAACAACCCACUACAACAACCGAGCAUUGCCUUGCAAUUGUGAUAUCGAUGGUACCACUAGUUUCGAGUGUGAGAAGUUCGGGGGACAAUGUCUUUGCAAACCCAACAUUAUUGGCAGACGUUGUGAAAUUUGUAAGACUGGGUUUUAUGGUUUCCCCGACUGCAAACCUUGCAACUGUCCCAGCACAGCGAUUUGUGAACCAGAGAGGGGAGAGUGUAUCUGUCCUUCCAAGGUUACUGGAGAGAAAUGUGACCAGUGUGAAAUUGGAACCUACGGAUACCAUCCGAUCAUUGGAUGCGAAGAAUGCAACUGUUCGCCUCAGGGCGUCCUUAAUGGAGAUUUGCAGUGUGAUCUUCUGAAUGGAAGCUGUAGUUGCAAAGAAAACGUUGUUGGAAGACAAUGUGAUAAAUGUGUAGCCGGAUUUUCCCAGUUUCCACAUUGUGAGAAAUGCGACUGUGACAUCAGAGGAACGACUGAAGAUAUUUGUGAUCAAUACAGUGCAGAGUGUCAUUGUAAGGGAAAUGUUCAGGGAUCGGCUUGUGAUGUUUGUAAGGAAGGAUCCUUUGAUCUUCAGGCUGGAAACGAGGAAGGAUGUAGCAAAUGUUUCUGCUUUGGGAAAACAACUAGAUGUGUCUCUUCAAACCUAUACAGGACUUAUACGAUGGAUAUGGAGAACUGGGGAACAUCUUUGGUGAACGAGAAGAAUGGCAGUGUGACUCUCUUGAAUUCUUUGACACAGAGCGUCAACGAAUCGACGACUCUUCUUGAUUUUUCAAAGAAUGAAACAGCAGAAACAACGGUCUACUUUGCGGCGCCUGAAACCUACUUGGGAAAGAAACUGACUUCUUAUGGCGGAUGGCUGAAUUAUACGAUUUUGUAUACAACUGGACCAUUUGGAAGCGCUAUAGAUGGACAAGAUGUAAUUUUACAUGGCGGAGAUAUCUUGCUGUUUUACUCUUCUGAAGAGAUACCAUCUCAAUUUAACGAGUUCAGAGCAUCUGUGGAACUAGUAGAGAAGAAUUUCUUGACUCUGAACAAACUAAAGGCUACAAGGGAACAGCUUCUGGUGGUUUUGCAAAAUCUGCAAGGAAUUUAUAUAAGGGCUACUUAUUGGGAUCCAAGUCUUACGGCUGUGUUGUCAUAUGUGACACUAGAUACAACGACUACUACUUAUACACACAACAGUGUUUUGGCUAGUGGUGUUGAACAAUGUCAGUGUCCUCGAAAUUAUCAGGGAUUGUCUUGUGAGGAAUGUGCACCUGGAUAUUAUCGAGUUUCAUCAGGACCUCACGGAGGAUACUGUGUUGAGUGUCAGUGUCAUGGACAUUCUGAUACUUGUGAUGUGGAUACUGGAGUUUGCUAUGACUGCAAAAAUGGAACAACCGGGGACCACUGUGAAUUGUGUGAACAAGGCUACUAUGGAAACGCAACAAUCGGGUCGCCAUCAGAUUGUUUAAUCUGUGCCUGUCCUUUGCCAGUUCCCAGCAACAAUUUUGCAACCGGUUGUCAAGUUAAUGAAGAUGGAAACAAAAUUAGCUGCGACUGUCUUCCAGGAUACUAUGGAGCUCUUUGUGAAGCUUGUGCUGCUGGUUACUAUGGUAAACCAGAGGUCUACAAUGAUUAUUGCAAACCUUGCAACUGUUCUGGAAAUAUCGACACCAACGAAAUUGGAUCCUGUGAUUCAGUUAGCGGAGAAUGUAGACACUGUUUGAACAAUACCUAUGGACAGGCUUGCAGUCUCUGUGCGCCAGGAUUCUUUGGUGAUGCUGUUGAAAGGAAAGAUUGUCAAACUUGUAUCUGUGACGCGUGUGGUAUGGAUCAAUGCGACAGCUACAACGGCAUUUGCGAAUGCAAGGAAAAUGUUAUUGGUGAGAAGUGCGAUCGUUGUGCUGAAGAUCAUUAUGGCUUUGAUUCCUGUGAUGGAUGCAAGGCCUGCGAUUGUGGAGCAGCUUCCGAAAGCUCCCAAUGCGAUAUGACCACCGGACAAUGUCGCUGUAAGCCUGGAGUGACGGGAAGAAAAUGUGAUAAAUGUAUUAAUGGAUACUGGAACUAUGGGCCUGAGGGCUGUACUUCUUGCGGAUGUAAUACUGGAUAUUCUGUUGGUGUAUCUUGUAACACCUCAAACGGACAAUGUACGUGUCUGCCUGGUGUAAUUGGAGAAAAGUGUGAUCAUUGUCCAUAUCGAUGGGUCCUAAUCGAAAAUGAUGGUUGCUACCAAUGUGACUCUUGUACUGAUGAUCUUUUGGACGACGCUGAUAGACUUAUUGAGACCCUGAGUCCAGUUGCCGACAAAUUUAACACCGUUGCUGAAAGUUACUUUACCAACCAGCGACUCAAAUUCUUCAACGAUACAGUUAAUGAACUAUAUCCGGAAGUGAAAAUCCUAAAUCCAAGACGCAUCGACUUUGUGCCACUCCAGCAAGAAAUUGCUCGAUUGGACCAAGAUGUCACAGGUCAAAAACGCAAAGUUGAUUACAUAGCUAAGGCUGGAAAUCAAUGGAAGAAAAAGGCUGAAAAUACUUUGCAGGGAAUGAAUGAUUUGGAAGAGAAUGUUAAAGUAGAAAUCAAUUUGGUUAAUAACAUUGUAGCUGAAAUCCAAUCACUAGCUUUGAAUAUCCACGAUGGUGCAGGAGCCCAGGUUGAACAGGCCCUUCAAGUUGCAGAAGAUAUUUUAAAGAAGAUGAAGGGAGUCUCGUUCCAGGACUUUAGGGAUAAAGCAACUGAUAAACAAUUCGAGGCUACCAUUUUGAUAUCUGAGAUGAUUGAAUACACAUCUCCUGUGAAGAAUCUCACGUCGGAAAUUUCAAGUCUGGAUAAUGGAAUUAAGAAUUUGAGCAUGAAGAUUGAUGAUCUUCAUUAUAUCACUAAUGAAGCUGAGGAUCUAGUGAGACAAGCUGCGAAAUUGAAUGAAGAAAAUCGAAGAGCUGCUGAGGCCGGAAAUAUUGAUACCGUGAAAAUGUUUGCUGAGGAGACAAAUGAAGAUAUUUUGGCUGGAAGGAAACUUAAUCAGAAUGCUAGUGAAGCUUUAAAGCAGGCAGGUCCUGCAUUUGAGCAUUUAGCUGAAGAAAAUGAAAAAAUAGCAGCACAAAUAAUAAAACUCAAUGAGAUAUCUGAAGGAAACGAUAAUGAAAUGCCCGUCAUUCUUGAUCUGAUAGCAUCAGCAAAAAAUAAUGCGGAUAAUCUUUAUCAAGAUUCUCUCGCUUUGGAUGAUGUAUUGGCAGACACUAGAAAUACAGAUGCUGUUAGAGCUGUAAGUGCUUAUAAAGACAUCGUAAAUGCAAUUAACGAUGCAAGGGAUUCCGCUUCAGAAGCUAUAAAAGCGGCCAACCAAGCCUCAAGUCAGUCAAGUGGAAUAGAUGAGAGUGCCCAGAACUCUUUGAAUCGAAGUAUUAAUUUAUUGAAAGCAGCUACGGAAUCAGCUGAAAAAACAGAUGGUCAACUACGUCAAGAUUUGCUUGAUGCACAAGCUCGUGCUCAGGGAGCAGAAAAACUAAAUACGGAUAAUAAGAAUGACCUCGAUGGCAUUACUGAAUCCCUUAAAAAAAUUCCAUCCCUGGGGUCCCUUCUCGUGGUCCCAGCAGCAAUGAAUAUUGCUGACAAAGUAGAAUACACAAUCAAGCAAGCUCUCAACAAUAUGAACAAUACUGUUCACACACUUCCAAAUGAUUUGAAAACUGCAAAACAGCUUUCCAAAGAUAUUACAGAUUCCCUUCACGAAGUCACUGAAGCCAAUUCAAACUUAGACUCAGUUGACAAAGUAAUUCCAAAUAUGAAAAAUCUCCUCAAUGAAUUGAAUCAAAGACAAAUUUCAGUUAAUGAAACUGGAAAUAAUUUGUAUGAAAAAAUAGAGAUGUUGAAGAGGAAAAUUACUAAUGCUAGAGAAUUGGCUGAUAGAUUCAAGACUGGCUUGAAAUUCUUUAAAAAUACUACUUUGGAAUUAAAGAAUCCUGAGAGUCUUCCUUUAUUGGCAACGUCGACUAAAGUCUCUUUGUACUUUAAAACGAACACCUUGAAUGGGCUUUUGAUGUAUCUUGGAAAUGAAGUAAAGUCUAAAGACCCUCGUAGCAAAUCUCACGACUACAUGGCACUGACGAUAGAGAACGGAUACCCAGUUUUGCUAAUGGAUCUUGGUUCCGGGACAACGAAGAUUGUGAAUAACAAUAGAACCGUUUCUGACAACGUCUGGCGUCAAAUAAUCGUUGAUCGAACUGGCAAAAACGUGAAGCUGAUUCUCCGCGAGGAGGUUGAUGAAGAAAAGGAUAGAACUUUCGUUACAGAACAAGUGCUACCAGGAGCGAAGACAGUUUUCAAUUUAGAUCUGAAGCAAUCAAAACUCUUCGUAGGUGGCUAUCCUCCAUCCUUCCAGAUUCAGGGCGACGUGACAGUUAACGUCUUUGAAGGAGAGAUGGAAGAACUUGUAAUAGGAGAUAUUCCAGUGUCAUUCUGGAACUUUAUCGAUGCAGAAAAUAAUAUGCAAGGUGCAUACGGGCGAGACAAAUUAAAAACUUAUAAAUCAAGCACUGGGUAUCGAUUUGAUAGCAAAGGCUAUGCCAUCAUCAGCAAGAAAAUAUCUCUUCUGUCAAUAGCGAAUACGGAAUUCUUGAUUAAGCUGAAAUUCAAGACAUUAGAGAAGAAUGGGCUAAUGUACCUUAUGGGUAAUAAUAAUACGCAUUUCUUGUCUUUGGAGAUGAGAAACGGUCAAGUUCUUUACCAGUUCUACCUUGGAGGAGAGACGGUAGAAAUUCGCUCUUCUACAGCUUACAACGAUGGUAAAUGGCAUACGUUGGAGGCACUUCGCUACUACCAACAAGGAAAGUUGAAAAUCGAUAACAAGGAUGUUGGCCUAUAUAAUGGAUCGGAUGAUUUCAAGUCUUUGAAAUCUGUCGAUCAUCUGUACUUUGGAGGACAUCCGCCAAAUCAGCCUCAUCAGUACCCAAGCGUUACUCAGAAAGGGUUUGAAGGUUGCAUCGAUGACGUACAGAUAGGUGAAAUUCCAGUUCCUCUCAGUACAAAUGUCCAGGCUUUUGGAGUUGUUUCUGGAUGUCCCGUUAAGUUUGAAGGCUUAGUUUCCAUGGAAAAAGGCAUACCAGGUUACGUCAAGGUGCCCACUGUAACCAUUCCUGAGACUCUUCAAAUCAUUCUCAAGUUCAGAACUCUUACGAGCAACGGUUUAAUUUUUGCUGUAGUGAACGAAACGAAUGUCAACUUUGUUCCCAUGAGCCUGUCUCUUAGAGAUGGUAUUCUUACACUUGAAAGUAGAGGCGACGUCGUCAGUACGAGUAAAGUUGGUACCAGAUUCAAUGAUAACGAGUGGCAUUUUGUAACAGCCACUGACAAUGAAACACAUCUCGUUUUGGACAUAGAUGAUACUGAAAGUUAUAGUGCAGAACACAGCAAUUCUAAGGGUUCUCCAAUGAAUAUGAAUUCAGCGAACAUCUACGUUGGAGGAAUUCCAGAUAAAAUGACGAUUGGAAGACCUGUGGAGCCCUUCGCUGGUUGUAUUGGUGAUGCUAUUGUAAAUAGGGUCAACAUCAACUUUGCAAACACAACUGAUAGACCUAACACUAUUCUUGGAAAAUGCAGAGGUGGUGAGCAAACUGGAACAAAGGUUCCAGAAGAGAUCUGGCCUCCACCUCCUUCUCCGAUUGACACCGAAAACUACACAGAUGUAACACAAAGCAAUGUGGUGGGUAUUGAUCCUGAAAAUGUUGAAGCUGAAACAGCUACAGAAUCACCAAUAGAAGGUCUUGGUAGAGAACCAAUAGAUAGUGAAGAACCCAACGAAAUUGAUAUUGAUGAAGAGAUUACAACAACCACUAUUUCUACAAGUACUGUCGUCACCACACCAUAUGUUCCCUACCAUGUGGACAAAUGUGCAUUACCUUUUGAACCGGCCAGGGACCCUGACAUUGCCGAAGGAUGGAGAUUCGGUACUCAGAAAGGCAGCAGGAGAGAAUACAGUUCUAUCAACGGCCGAUACCGGGAUGAUUUCGACUUCCAAAUUAGUUUCAAAACUAUGUCAGAUGAGGGAUUAAUUUUCUAUGCUGCUGGCCAAAAUAAUGAUGAUCUGAUUGCUCUUUAUGUUCAAAAUGGAAAGCUUCACUUUAAAUUUGACUGUGGUAGUGGACCAGCACUAAUAGUCGAUGACUCAAUUAAAGUUAAUGACAAUCAGUUGCAUACAGUUACUUUCAAAAGAAAAUAUAACAGAGGCGAACUCAUCCUUGAUGAAAAUCCACCUGUAUUCGGUAUUUCCGUUGGACCAAGUACACAAGUGGAUGUGAAUCCUCCAUUCUACUUAGGAGGUGUAUCGCCAGAGAAAUCGCCGCGAGUCUUGAAAACACUUGGGUUCGACAAAUCAUUUGAUGGCUGCUUGAGUAACUUUAUGGUAAAUACCAAUGACGUAACCACACCUGCCGAAGACGUUGGACUCAUUCCUUGCUCAAAGAAAAUUGAGCCUGGAAUAUUCUUCUAUCCUUCCACGAACGGCAGCAAUUACUUUAAACCGAUUGAAGGAUUUUCAGUGGGCAAGACCAUGGAUAUCCAAAUCGACAUAAAACCACGUUCAUCAAGUGGACAUUUGUUAUCAGUUCACGGAAAACGAGACUUCCUUAUUCUGGAAAUGAUUAAUGGAACCAUCAGAUUUAUGAUAAAGUCUAAUAAGGGCCAGGCGGCGAUUGAAACUUCGUUCAAGCCGCCAGAAUCGUAUUCACUCUGCGAUGGAAACUGGCACAAUAUUCGAGCCAUCAAACAGAAGAAUGUCCUUCUUCUAUCAGUGGAUCAUAAAGCCACUUCGCCAGGAAUCGGAGUGAAAAAUUCUGCUGUAGUCAACACUAAGAGUCCCAUUUAUAUUGGUGGUCAUGUGAGACUUCAAGUGCCUUUACGAGGGAGUACAGCACAGUCCCAAUACGUCGGAUGCAUGAACAACAUUAUGAUUGACAAUAAACCAAUUGCAUUCGAUCCAAGUCAGACCUUUGGCAAAGUCACGACAAAUGUGUGUCCGACCAUUUAAGUGGAAGAGAGAAAUUGUCAUUGAGGAGAGUAAUUCAACAUUAUCAAUCCAAAGAUUUUAAAAGCGUUAAUUUGUACUGUAUGAACGAAGAAGUGUCUUAAGGAAAUAAAUUUAUUGGAAUUUUU